This is a messenger RNA of Pteropus alecto (black flying fox), 1008 nucleotides long. It is a transcript of the gene NOL7, whose product is annotated as nucleolar protein 7. The coding region runs from base 11 to 901 and encodes 296 amino acids. Gene Ontology annotation, cellular component: nucleus. Gene Ontology annotation, molecular function: RNA binding. The transcript has 8 exons. The record is from RefSeq and is a predicted model, not a curated record. NCBI's taxonomy places the organism in Eukaryota, Metazoa, Chordata, Mammalia, Chiroptera, Pteropodidae.
GGCACCUCCGAUGCUGCAGGGGGCGAUGAAACCAGCGUCGCUUGCUCUUCAUGUCACGCUCGACUUGCGUGCUGCUGCUUCCAGGUCAAAGGUCAGGCGGUCCGGCGCGGCGUGGGCCAUGGUGCAGCUUCGGCCGCGCGCGUCCCGCACCCCGGCGUCGGCGUCGGCGAUGGUGGACGAGGGACAGCCCACCUCGGAGGAGGAGGCGGAGCACGGCCUGCUGCUCGGGCAGCCCAGCAGCGGCGCCGCCGCCGAGCCGCUGGAGGAAGACGAGGAAGGAGAUGACGACUUUGACGACGAGGCCCCGGAGGAGCUGACUUUCGCCAGUGCCCAGGCGGAAGCGAGAGAAGAGGAGCGGCGAGUUCGGGAGACGGUGCGCAGGGAUAAAACACUCCUGAAGGAGAAGAGGAAGCGACGCGAGGAGCUGUUCAUCGAACAAAAGAAAAGGAAACUCCUGCCAGACACUAUUCUAGAGAAGUUAACUACAGCUUCACAGGCUAAUAACAUAAAGAAAUCACCAGGAAAAUUAAAAGAAGUUAAUUUGCCAAAGAAAAAUGAAGAAUGUGAUAAAGGAAGUGACUCCAAGAAAGCUAAGGAAAAAGUACAAAAAGUACAGUCUGUUGGCCAGAAUAAAAGCUACUUGGCUCUAAGGCUAAAAGAUCAAGAUCUGAGAGAUUCAAGGCAACAAGCAGCUAGAGCCUUCAUACAAAGUUCUUUAUAUGGUCCAGGAACCAACAGAACUACUGUAAAUAAGUUCCUGUCUCUUGACAACAAGAGGUUACCAGUGAAAAAGGCUGCAGCCCAGUUUUUAAAUAAUGCUUGGGGAAUCCAGAAAAAACAAAAUGCCAAGAGGUUUAAAAGACGGUGGAUGGUCAGAAAGAUGAAAACUUCUAAGAAGUAAAUCAAAGCUAAAUGAAGAAUGAGAGCUUUGUAUUUUAUAGGACUUAUAGUUUAGAAGAUUAAUUUGUCAUUUAGAAAUCUAAUAAAUCAUUUAUAAAUCAUUUUAAA